Messenger RNA from Porites evermanni, 1244 nucleotides. NCBI's taxonomy places the organism in Eukaryota, Metazoa, Cnidaria, Anthozoa, Scleractinia, Poritidae. The record is from the annotation of a GenBank genome assembly.
AUGGCCCGAAGGAUUUUUGAUAUUUGUAUUCGAUCGGGGAUUCAUUUAGAAGUGCAAUGGAUCCCUCGCACUUCGAAUCAGCAAGCUGAUUAUAUAAGUCGUUUGAUACUGAUGAUUGGCAAAUUACUGAAGAAUUUUUUCUUUUUCUUGAUGCCCGGUAGGGCCCGCAUAGUGUUGAUUGUUUUGCCAAUUAUUAUAAUCACAAGCUCUCCAAAUAUUUUUCGAGGUUUUGGAACCCUAAUACUUCGGGUGUUGAUUUUUUCUUUCAGUCUCUUCGAGGAGAAAAUUGCCUAGUAGUCCCUCCAGUUGGUAUCGUCCCACGCGUAUUGCAUUAUUUGAAAUCUCAGCGGGCCGUUGGUACACUCGUUGUACCUCUUUGGCCUUCGGCUCAUUUUUGGCCUUUGAUUACACACAAGUAUAGUAGUUAUCUUGUGGCUCACAGUAUUCAUAUCGGGAAUGAGGUUCUAACCCGCGGAAGAAACUUUAAUUCGCUCUUAGGGUCUGAUCUUUUCACAGGAAAUAUUAUUGUUGAUUUAUGUGGCGCAGGCCCAAUCAAUGGUUUUUGAUUUACGGGGCACUGGUCCAUUCAAUAGUCUAUCGUCUUAUAUGGCACUGGCCUCAACAAUGAUCGAUUUUUGUACGGCUUUUUUUUAUUCUUUUUUAUAUAUGUUUUGUUCUUGUCUUUCCAGGUAAUCUUAUCAAGUAAUUCCUGGAAAGGCUUUCAACAAUUUUCUUCAAUCAACGUUUAUGAGGUUUUAGAAGUUAUGUUGAAGUCCAGGGCGGAUACAACUACUAAAGCCUACGUUCGCGUUAUUAGAAAGUUCUCGGAGUGGUCUAAAAGUAGACAUUUCAACAUGCAGUUACCUUUUCCCCUUAGUGUUGUUUCUCUAUAUUUAUUUAAAGUUCAGCAGUCUUGCACCUCUAGUUCCUCAGUAAUUUUAGCCCAUGCUGCCCUUAAAUGGUUACAUUCUUUUGUCCCUAGUUUGGAUCGUAAUCCUUUGGAUAGUGAAUUUUGCAGGAAUAUCAUCGAAUCUGCUAAACGCCAGAAAUCUCAGCCAGUUGUGAAAAAGAAACCUAUUACCACAGACAUCAUAAGGAGUAUUUUAGAUAUUCAUAACAAGACAGAUGCUAAUUUAAAGAAUCUUCGUAUCGCUGCGUUAUGCUCUUUAGCUUUUGCAGGAUUUUUUCGUUACGACGAAUUAUGCAAUAUCGUUCCUAGGCAUAUUGAAUUUCACAGCGAUUAA